AUGCCGACGUGCAUCAUCUGCCUCAGCGCUCUCAAGAACCCGGCCGCCCUCCCUUGCGGGCAUGUCUUCUGUCACGAAUGCAUAACCCGGCUCAUUCGCUCCACCACGCCUUACACCAGCAGCCAUCUCUGUCCAACAUGCAAGCAAACAUACUCGAUUGAGAACGUCGACGCUGCCCUAGUUCCCCACCACCUUCGUCAGCACGUCACUCCUUCCGUCCGCCUCCUGCAUCUCGAGUACACCCUCCCCGCCCCCGGCACGAAACCAGCACUGAGCGCACACGCUCUCACCGCCGAGUGCGACCGCCUGCUCGCGGAGAACGCGUCGCUCCGAACCGCGUCCUACGUUUGGCGCAAGCGCGCUGCCGUGCACGCGUCAGCGACCCUCGGGCUCUCCGGACUCGCACGUCUCGCACGCGACUACGGGCUCGCGAUGAAGAAGGAGCGCGACGAGAUGGAGGGCAAGCUGAAGGAGCUCCAGGAGAAGCUCGAGAAGCUGUCGGCGCCGCAGACACCCCCGGACACGCCAUCCGAGGGCAGCAACAGCAGCAGCGGCUCUCCAAAGUUCCCUCUUCACCUCCCGUCGUUCUCCGAGCUCGUCGCCUCGGCGUCGACCAAUGCCGUUCCACUCACAGUUCCCAAGGACCUCGACAUUCCCCCCAGCCUGUCACGCUCGCGUUCCCCCCGCGGAGUCGAGCCGCGCGUCCUGUCGCCGUCGCUAUACCGUCUUCCCUCCCCGGCGCUCUCCACAUCGAGCUACUGCUCGGACUGCUCGGACUGCUCGCGCGCGCUCGAGCAGCGCAAGCGCAAACGGUCGGCGGAGGUGACAGAAGAAGACUCUCAAGAACGGGCGGUCAAGCGUUCGCACUCGUCAUCCCCCGCGGACUUGGGCAUGGAGAUCGAUCACGAAACCAAGCAAGACGUCGAGGUUCCCGUUGCCCCGGUCCCGCUACGCAGUCCCGAGCGGACGAUCGCGAGCUAUCUGGAAGGCACGCUCUCGCUCUGA
Molecule: messenger RNA, 1005 nt
Organism: Epithele typhae
Lineage: Eukaryota; Fungi; Basidiomycota; Agaricomycetes; Polyporales; Epitheliaceae
Exons: 4
Coding region: 1-1005 (334 amino acids)
Biological process (GO): protein polyubiquitination; ubiquitin-dependent protein catabolic process
Molecular function (GO): metal ion binding; ubiquitin protein ligase activity
Source: RefSeq, a predicted model, not a curated record